CAAUCUCACUUGCUAGCUAACACAGUUUCUAAAGAAGCAAAAAUGAUUCGGCUAACAGAGUUGAUCAAAAAAUUAUCGAGUGCAUCUCUCCAUCGUUUCAUCCACCAAGACUUCCAUGAAGUUGUUGAUAGGAUGACCAUUAUUGAUGCUUUUCUUUUCCUGAUUGUGCACUCCAUUGAUAAGCUGGGGAUAUGGCAUCGGUUGCCUGUAUUCUUAGGCCUGCUUUAUUUGUCUGUACGGAGGCACCUUCACCAGGAGUACAGCUUGUUCAAUGUUGGGAGAACCCCUACCGGAGUUCGUUAUAACCCAGCAGAUUAUCCGUAUAGAACAGCCGACGGAAAAUAUAACGAGCCCUUCAACGAGGGUGCAGGAAGCCAAGGAACUUUCUUUGGAAGAAACGUUCUCCCAGUAAAUCAACAAGAUAAGCUGAAGAAGCCAGACCCCAUGGUCGUUGCCACAAGACUACUAGCUCGGAAAAAAUUUAUAGACACAGGAAAGCAAUUCAACAUGAUAGCAGCUUCAUGGAUUCAGUUUAUGAUACAUGACUGGGUUGAUCACAUGGAAGAAACUGAGCAGAUUGAGCUUGUUGCACCAAAGGAAGUUGCAAAUCAAUGCCCACUUAGAUCUUUCAGGUUUUACAAGACGAAGGAAGUCCCCACUGGAUUCUGGGAUAUCAAGAGUGGAGCAUUGAAUAUUCGUACACCUUGGUGGGAUGGAAGUGCUAUAUACGGGAGCAAUGAAAAAAGGUUGCACAAGGUUAGAACUUUCAAAGAUGGGAAGCUCAAGAUAUCUGAAGACGGCCUUCUCCUUCAUGACCAAGAUGGGAUUGCUGUUUCAGGAGAUGUUCGCAAUAGUUGGGCAGGUGUUUCCAUUUUGCAAGCCCUCUUCGUUAAAGAGCAUAACGCAGUUUGUGACACCCUCAAGAGGGAAUAUAAGGACUUGGGAGACGAAGAGCUAUACCGGCAUGCAAGGCUAGUGACUUCUGCAGUAAUUGCAAAAGUUCAUACAAUUGAUUGGACUGUUGAACUUCUCAAAACUGAUACACUAUUAGCAGGGAUGCGAGGCAAUUGGUAUGGGUUGUUGGGGAAAACUUUCAAGGACAAGUUUGGUCAUGUUGGAGGAGCUAUCUUGGGAGGUGUUGUGGGGCUUAAGAAGCCUGAAAACCAUGGUGUCCCAUAUUCAUUAACUGAGGAGUUUGUCUCUGUUUACAGAAUGCACUCACUUCUCCCUGAUUACCUUCAGCUUAGAGACAUAUCAGCUGCACCGGACUCUCACAAAUCUCCGCCUUCAACUGACAAGAUACCUAUGCCAAGUUUGAUAGGUCGUGGAGGAGAAAAAACAUUAUCUGGAAUUGGAUUUAUUAAACUUAUGGUUUCAAUGGGCCACCAAGCUUCUGGGGCAUUGGAACCAUGGAAUUAUCCCAUGUGGCUCAGGGACGUCGUAGCACAGGAUGUUGAUGGUAUGGACCGGCCUGAUCAUGUAGACCUUGCCGCUCUUGAAGUUUACCGGGACAGGGAGAGGAAUGUUGCGAGGUACAAUGAGUUUCGUAGGGCUCUACUACUGAUACCCAUCUCAAAAUGGGAAGAUGUAACGGAUGAUCAGGAGGUGAUAGAAGCUCUUCAUCAAGUCUACGGUGAUGAAGUGGAAGAGCUCGAUCUUCUAGUGGGACUCAUGGCAGAGAAGAAAAUUAAAGGAUUUGCAAUUAGCGAGACUGCUUUUAUCAUAUUCCUUCUCAUGGCAACCAGGAGGCUAGAGGCAGAUAGGUUCUUCACAAGCAAUUUCAACGAGGAAACAUACACGAAGAAAGGAUUUGAAUGGGUGAAUUCAACAGAGAGUCUGAAAGAUGUCCUUGAUCGUCAUUAUCCAGAAAUGACUGCAAAAUGGAUGAACUCAGCAAGUGCUUUCUCUGUUUGGGACUCGCCUCCACCUUCUCCCAAUCCCAUUCCUCUUCUUUUUCGAGUUCCGAAGUGAAACCAAACCCGUCCAAUAUCUAUUCUCGCAGUCAUGUGUGUUAUAUGUAACAAAAUAAAAUGCUCUGGCUAGAUUUCGUUUGGGGCUUGGGAUCGCUCGGAGAUUGUUUUUUUAUUAUUAUUAAUAAUAAUAUUCCUUCUUGUGUGUUACCUUGAAAAACAGCAAUGUUAUGUCUCAAUAUAAAUAAAUAAAGAAGGAAGUUUCUUA
This is a messenger RNA of Populus nigra (black poplar), 2178 nucleotides long. Its product is annotated as alpha-dioxygenase PIOX. Gene Ontology annotation, molecular function: oxidoreductase activity, acting on single donors with incorporation of molecular oxygen, incorporation of two atoms of oxygen; heme binding; peroxidase activity. The coding region runs from base 43 to 1971 and encodes 642 amino acids. Gene Ontology annotation, biological process: response to oxidative stress. The transcript has 10 exons. Lineage: Eukaryota; Viridiplantae; Streptophyta; Magnoliopsida; Malpighiales; Salicaceae. The record is from RefSeq and is a predicted model, not a curated record.